This is a messenger RNA of Parastagonospora nodorum SN15, 150 nucleotides long. RefSeq lists its product as hypothetical. The transcript has 2 exons. Lineage: Eukaryota; Fungi; Ascomycota; Dothideomycetes; Pleosporales; Phaeosphaeriaceae. Bases 1 to 150 code for a protein of 49 amino acids. The record is from RefSeq and is a predicted model, not a curated record.
AUGUCCUCUCUCCCGAAUGAUCGGAUGAUUCGCUGCAUACUCAAACGCUACGCCUCUACUGAAAUGGGAUCUGCCGCCCUUGGCGAUCAUUCGCUCUCAGAGCCUGUUUCGAAGUCUCAACAGCGGCUGCAACUCCGAGGCUGUGGAUAG